Messenger RNA from Cucurbitaria berberidis CBS 394.84, 1240 nucleotides. RefSeq names its product 60S ribosomal protein L5-B. Lineage: Eukaryota; Fungi; Ascomycota; Dothideomycetes; Pleosporales; Cucurbitariaceae. The coding region runs from base 1 to 903 and encodes 300 amino acids. The record is from RefSeq and is a predicted model, not a curated record. The transcript is spliced from 4 exons. Gene Ontology annotation, cellular component: cytosolic large ribosomal subunit; ribosome. Gene Ontology annotation, biological process: translation; ribosomal large subunit assembly. Gene Ontology annotation, molecular function: 5S rRNA binding; structural constituent of ribosome.
AUGCCUACCGCCAAGCUCCAAAAGAACAAUGCCUACUUCUCGAGGUUCCAAGUCAAGUACAGGCGCCGCCGUGAGGGAAAGACCGAUUACUAUGCCCGUAAGCGGUUGAUUACCCAGGCGAAGAACAAGUACAAUGCGCCCAAGUACCGCCUCGUCGUCCGCUUCACCAACAAGGACAUCAUCUGCCAGGUCGUUCACUCCGAGAUUGGCGGUGACAAGGUCUUCAUGGCCGCUUACGCCCACGAGCUGAAGGCCUACGGUAUCACCCACGGUCUCACCAACUGGUCCGCUGCCUAUGCCACUGGUCUCCUUCUCGCUCGCCGCGUUCUCAAGAAGCUCGAGCUUGACGAGGACUUUGUUGGUGUCGAGGAGGCUGAUGGUGAGUUUACCCUCACCGAGGCUGCCGAGGUUGAUGGCGAGGAGCGCCGUCCCUUCAAGGUCUUCUUGGAUGUCGGUCUCACCCGUACCUCGACUGGUGCCCGUGUCUUCGGUGCUAUGAAGGGUGUCUCUGAUGGCGGUGUCUUCGUCCCUCACUCGGAGAACCGCUUCCCCGGCUACGACGUUGAAGGCAAGGAGCUCGACGCCGAGACUCUCCGCAAGUACAUCUUCGGCGGCCACGUUGCUGAGUACAUGGAGACACUCGCCGACGACGACGAGGAGCGCUACAAGUCCCAGUUCAGCGGUUACAUCGAUGAUGACCUCGAGGCCGACGGUCUUGAGGAGCUGUACCAGGACGCCCACAAGCAGAUCCGCGAGGAUCCCUACAAGAAGGAGGAGGGCGAGGGCAGCAAGAAGUCCAAGGAUGAGUGGAAGGCCGAGUCCAAGAAGUUCAGGACCCCCAAGCUCACCAAGGCCGAGAAGGAGGAGCGUGUCAAGGCCAAGAUCGCCGAGAUCACUGGUUAAGCAGUUGCUACUUGUUCGUCUUCUUCUUCACACUGCAUUUGAUCAUGACAAAAGCAAGGCUCCCGGCGUCCGGGGAUGUACGGGGAAUGAUACCUGGAUUUGCACAGGAGAUAGUCUACUUAGCCUUUUCACGACGUCCAAUGAGAUGAUGAGAUGGCCAUGCUGUAGUUGGCUACCACAAGCAAAAAGCAACCCAAUCUUGCCUUGCCCGUACAGUGUUAGUCCGAUAUAGGUUCUUGAUGUUAUAUGCACAGCACGAACGUUAGCCCACUCCAGACUGCACGCUACCGCACCCCUUGUUGAGGACCGGAGACCAAAGUAGCAACAUGUGAUACCC